Molecule: messenger RNA, 1697 nt
Organism: Helobdella robusta
Lineage: Eukaryota; Metazoa; Annelida; Clitellata; Rhynchobdellida; Glossiphoniidae
Exons: 6
Coding region: 1-1035 (344 amino acids)
Source: RefSeq, a predicted model, not a curated record
AUGUCCGACGAUUGUAAAACGCUUUGUAACUGUACCUUCUACCAUAUAUAUGGUAAAAACACAACUCUGAUUGAUUUCUCUUUCCACUCUCCUGAAGUUAUAACACUCUGCAUAUUCUACUGUCUCCUGUUCAUAUGUGCACUAGCUGGAAACAUAAUGUUCUUCUCACAGAUAGUUCUGUCUAUGACGGUUCAUUUUCUUACGAGCACCAAAGUUAAAUUGUUAAUAAUCAAAAAUCCGUCAAAGCUCAUGUCCAUCUUCCAGAAUGUAUUCGUUUGGCUGACUUCGCUGGCGAUGGUCAUAUCUUUUUAUUUAUCAUUAAUCUCUUCGUCAGCUCCAUCAGUGGCCAGCGAUUCAUCAAAAUCCACAAAAAAAAAGUUUGCUUAUAUUCCAUGCGAUUGCAAGAAUCUCACUUUUGAUAGAUGGUUUGAGGUGUACUUCGUACCGUGGCAUGUAUUCAAGUUAUUCAUCAUUAUGUUCAUCUAUCAUUGUCUGGCGCACUCAGUACUGUGGCUCUUACUCCGUCGUGAACUACAAUAUAAACAUAUCAGCAGACUAGAGAGGAUUUUGGAAAGGGCCGAGGACUUGGCAAAUAACAACAGAAAUAAAAGCAAAGCUGUUAGCAGCACGAAUGAGGACAAAGUCAUUGAAAAUAAUGAUCAAAAUGAAUGCGAAGCCAUUGACAAAGAUAACAAAGACAGCCCUAUUGGCAAAGUUUCUAGCGGCCAAAGUAAUAAAAACGGUAAAGUGUUGUGUUGCCUUUUGCCUGUGUUUUCUAAAGAGGUAAUUCAGGUUCAGAAGGCUGAGCGCCAAAAUAUUAAACAUACAAGAUUGGCGACAUUUAUCACUUUCACCUCCCACUUCGUGUUCUUCUUUUCCAUUAUGAACCAUGCCACCUUACAUAAAACGAUUUACGAAAACUCUUUCAGUGCAGCUGUUAGCCAAUUUCUGGAGCUCGCUUGUCUCAUCCUCACACCCAUCUACUUCUACUUUUUUGAUACAAAGUUUGCUGGAACAUUGAGAAAGAAAACUUGAAUUGGACCGAAGAUUUUCAAAUUUGUUCCUGCAAAAUAAAUAUUUGACAGUUCAGUGAACUUUUCCUCCUCCAUUUAUGAAACUUUUGAUUAUCAACAUAACUUUUUUAUUAUUACGAAUUAUUCAUAGUUGUUUAACGUGACAUUAAUUUCUGUCAAGACGUUUUUUUAACUCAGUCAUUUUUAAGCCAGGUAGUACAAGAUUUGCACAUGUUUGUCAUAUAUGUUUACUGAAAAUUUUGAUUUUAAGUAUGAACACGAUCGCGAAAAAUAGAUUUAAUGAGUUAAUUGAAAUGAUGUAUUAAGCAGACAUUUAGGCCGCUGUAUUGAGGUCAGAGAUUUGCAGAGUAUUUUGAAUUAACAACGUUAAUUCAGUUGGAGGAACAGUUUUUUGAAGUUUUUGUUGGCCUUGAUUGAAAGCUGUUACAUUAUUUUACUUUAAAAUUCAUUUCUCAAUCAAUUUGAUGCAUUGAUUGAUUAGUUGAUGAUGAACUAGUUAUUUUUUACUUUAAAUGUUUAUUUAAAGAUUUCAAAACUCUUAGUAGUUCUAGUUUUUUUUCUAUAAAAUAUAUGUGUUGAAAGAAUGUUUUGCACUUUAAAAUUGCGUGUAUAGAAAGUGAAUCAAUGAAUCAUUUUUUUUCUUUACGAUACGAUACGAUUGAU